Molecule: messenger RNA, 1492 nt
Organism: Etheostoma cragini (Arkansas darter)
Lineage: Eukaryota; Metazoa; Chordata; Actinopteri; Perciformes; Percidae
Gene: tmem41aa
Product: transmembrane protein 41aa
Exons: 5
Coding region: 91-933 (280 amino acids)
Source: RefSeq, a predicted model, not a curated record
ACGACGACGACGACGACGCAGACUCAGAGGUUGGCCAUUAUUCCUCUCAACAACAAGUGAAUCCGUGUUCUGGCUGACCAAGUGACGAAUAUGCGUUCACUUCUCGGACUAAUCGCUGUUGUUGCUGCAGCCAGCCUGUACCUGUAUUCACUGUCCCUGUACCUUCCCGCGGCACCGCUGCGACGUCCUCAUCCAACUGCCGAGAGGAAACAUGUGGAGACAGUGGUGUCCACUGACAGCUCCGAAGAACCCAGCAGCAGGUUGAAGUUCCCCUCAGAUCUGGAGGAGCUGAGGGAACUGGCAGAGCUCCUGCAGUUUUACAAGGCAGAGCACACUGGAUAUGUCCUGCUCCUCUUCUGUAGUGCAUAUCUCUACAAGCAGUCCUUUGCCAUUCCUGGAUCCUCAUUCCUGAACAUUUUAGCAGGAGCUAUAUUUGGACCAUAUCAAGGACUGCUGCUUGUCUCUGUGCUCACCACUGUGGGGUCCACCAUGUGCUACCUCCUGUCCCAGGCCUUUGGAAAGCGCUACAUUGUUACCCUCUUCCCUGAUAAAGUCUCCAUGCUACAGAGGAAGGUUGUUGAGAACCAGGACUGUUUGCUCUUCUUUCUGCUCUUCCUGAGAUUCUUUCCCAUGACUCCCAACUGGUUUUUGAACAUGUCUGCCCCUAUUGUUAACAUCCCCAUCACCUUCUUCUUCUGCUCAGUCUUCAUUGGUCUCCUGCCGUAUAACUUCAUCUGUGUACAGACAGGAGUCAUGCUGUCUGAGGUGGCGUCGCUGGAUGACUUGUUCUCCUGGGAGAAGUUGCUGCAGCUGCUGACCAUCGCCUGCAUGGCUCUGCUCCCCGGCGCCCUCAUCCGCCGCUUCAGUCAGAAGCGUCUCAAACUGGAUGUCCAACCGCAGAAUGGGCUCAUCACAGAUAAGAAGGUCCAGUGAUUUGGUCUGGGAAUUAGUUUGUUCCCUGGUGCUUUUAUUGCCAUCUGCCCUCAAGAGUGAAUGUAUGAAGAGAAACUUUGCCUACACAAGUGUAAAGAUUUCUUUUAUCUGGAGUCCCUUACUGUUCUGCAGCCAUCUGGAGAUGGAGAGCUUUUAGGGAAUAACAAGAAUGGCACAGUGGGUUUCGAUGCCAAGUUUUUUAUGUGAUCACAACUUUGUUUGGGCACCGUAUGUACUGUACAUAGAUAUGUGAGUGUAUAGUAAUCAUAUGGAGGGAAGGAAUUUAAAGAGACUUUGCUCGUGCACUGUUAUUAUACAGUAAUAAGAGUUCUGCUUCACUGUAACAGCUAUUGUUUUAAGUGCCUGUCACGCAGUGAAAGACUGUUUGAAACGUCUACCUCCAACAUGGACUUGUGGAAAAGUACAUGUAACGGCCUACUCAUGUUUGAUUGUUAAGAUGCGUGUUUUUUGGGCUUAUGAUGUAAAUUAUUUGAUUUGUUACUGAAAUGCGUAUCUUGUUUGACAAUCACAUUUUGCAAUUUAUACAUUUUAAUACAGU